Tachysurus vachellii is the source of this 13317-nucleotide messenger RNA. RefSeq lists its product as uncharacterized. The transcript has 3 exons. The record is from RefSeq and is a predicted model, not a curated record. Lineage: Eukaryota; Metazoa; Chordata; Actinopteri; Siluriformes; Bagridae. The coding region runs from base 741 to 12158 and encodes 3805 amino acids.
AGUGUAUAUACUGCAGAAGCAAGAGUGUAUAUAUAAAGUUCAUAAACAGUUCCAGUUUUGUCUUCACCAGAAUUUUUUUGUUGUUGUUUUUAAACCUUUUUCUGGUCCCCCACCUCCUGCUUCUCUUCCUCCCCCUCCCUCUUUCAGUUCUGGUGCGUAACAGGAGCCACACGAUGAGUUGUGGAUGAGAGGAGUCAGUUUGAAAGGGAGAAGGAAGGCAGCACAACACAUGCACACACACUCACGUCGGAACUUAGAGUGAGUGACCAAGCAGCGUGCAAGACUGUAGAGUUGGAGUGGCCGGGGCUGGGGGCUGCAGUGUUCCAGUACACUCUCUCUCUCACUCUUUCUCUCUCUCCCUCUCUCUCUACAUCUCUCUCUCUCUCCCUCUCUCUCUCUCUCUCUCUCUCUCUCUCUCUCUUUUUCUCUCCCUCCCUCUCUCUCUCCCCUUCUCCCCCACCUCUCUGUCUCCUCACAUGAGCCCUGGGUCUAAAUGCAAAGCUGUGGAACUGCUACAGCAGAUAUGAAGCUCUCACACACGGACUCCACACACACAGGGGUUCAAGAUGAUGACAGAUGAUCAAUUGCUUAUUGAUGAAAUGAGGAGAUAAGAGAAGAUAAUAUAAUCUUGUUCUUGCUGCUCAUUGCAACUGGAGAUUGUUCCAGACUACAGCAAAAUGUCAUUGUGUCACAGACUCCAUAGAUAAGGAGCAGCCUGCUGAAUCAGCCACAUCAGCAUCAUGGCAGGAGAGGCUAAAUGGACAUAUGCCACCAAAGAGCUGGAUGCAGAGAACAACCAAGAAGAAAAGAAGCUUGUAAGUGUGCAGUUCAACAAGAAAUCGUCAAAAGGAUCCCCUGAGCACUUUCAGAAUGUGUGUGUGGAGACCCAGACUGCUAACAAUAAUAGUAAGUUUGUAGAAAAGGAGAAAGACAACAAUCAACAACGUGAAGCUGUUAUCCGGCCACAGCAGGCAGGAAAAAUAGAUUUCAAGUCGCUUCACAGCCGUUCGAACUUUGCCAGUGAUAGAACAUGGCCUAAUGGCAAGGCCAGUCCUCAAUCUCCCAGUGGGAAAAGUCGUAUACGGGAUAAGGGGAAAAAGUCAGGAAAAACAGACAGUGCUAAACCACAACAGCUGUGCAGACUGAGUACUACCAAUUCACGUUCCAAUCCCACAAUAGGUAUAGCCUAUCCACAGCAGAAGCUUUCAUCUCCCAAGAAGCUGGAGGCCAGCCGUGGUCCUGUUUCAGGCAGCUACAGGUUUCAUGUACCAAAUAUCCCAGAGCGAGAAUCAGAACUGCAGCAGGAGGAGUUCAACUAUUGUUUCCAGGAGGGCUCUAACCUCAUUUCUCCAAGCUAUACCUCACCAGCAGGGGGCUCUUCUCACCAGCACCCGGCAACCACUGCACCUCAGCAGCAACCUGGUGCAUUGGAGACCAAUAACACGCAACCUGUCAACCAAAUGCUUUUCACUGACUUUCAGCUGAGUGGAGCUGACAUGUGGCAGUCUCCUGACAGGGCUUUCAGUAAUGCUAGUUUUGGGGUCCCAUCACAAAAGUCUAACAAUGUUGUGGAAGUGAACAAACCCAAUAGCUUUGUCCCAUUACCUUUUCAGUAUGGGUAUCCAUUGCUGGAUAAUGCAGAUUCGUUUCCCUGUGACCAGAACCCACAGCCACAAGAUUUAAUAGAAGCAUCUUUGGGUUCUAGCCAAAUGAUUCAAAACUCGUUUUCUUUUCAGUCUUCUGGGGAGGAACAUAAGGUUGUGCAAAGCAAUACAAAACUUAGUUAUGAACAUUCAGAGGACAGGCAAUAUUCUGUACACUCCAAACCUUCCCAGUAUGUGCAGACUCCCCAUGCUAUUCCAUCAUCGGUACAUUGCACAAGAAACAUAGGAGAUGGUCUUAGUAAUGGUGAUAGCAAAGAACCAAACAAUCAACAACCAGAAAAGAAAAAGUGUGCUUUAUCUGACACGUCAGAAAAUUAUUGCCCAGUAGACUCUAGGGAUACAGGUGCUACUGCAGAGAACAAAAGAGGCUGUCAUUCACAAAACAGUACAUCUACUCAGAGAAUUCAUGUUCAAGGCAGUGUACAACACAUCAGAAAUAUUGCACAGAGUCAAGGUCCCCAAAUACACUUUUCGAAAAAGAAUUACAGUUCUCCAACAAAUAUCAUUCAUGUGGGCUCAGCACCACUUGACAAAAACAAUAGGGUAGUACAACCAUGGGAAGGACCCAACAAAGCCUUCACAUUACCUUUAGAUCAGAACUCCACCCCGUACACAUUUCAGUGCCAACCUCCCCUUGAGCAAAGACAAAAUGUAGCAAUUAACAGCCGCAUGCCCUGGCAACAGAUCCGGCUUACUGCAGCCAUGCCAAACCAAAACAGGAUUGAGCUUUCCAGGCAACUUAGCAAUCAGCAAAUGGCUUUUUUGAUAACUCCCUCUGACUGGAAAGAGGAUAGUAAGUCUCAAAAAAAUUGCACACAGAGAAACUCUAACAAAUUUCCCAACAAUAAACCCAGUGAAGCUUAUUCAAAAAUCAGGCAAGACAGUGUCAAGCAGGGGUGUAAUACAAUAUCACCAUGUCAAUUUACAAAUAAACUGGAAUCAAGCCAAAACCAAGUUGGAGAUGCCAAAAACAAGUCAGUAUACUUUGCUGUAAAUCAUGCAGUGCAUGGGUCCACACCAAGAACCCCCAGUUAUCCCACAUUACAUGGUCCAUCUAUGGAUCUAAUGAUGGUGUCCCCGUAUGAUUCACCCUCCCACUCACCCAUGCAAAACCAAAUGACCAGCAGCACAUGUUCUUCUCAUUCACCAGACUCUACUAGCCCUGCCAGCAGCAGCUCUGAUGACAGCCAGAAGGCAUCUCCAAUUCAGUUUUAUAAUCAGGCAAAAUGUAAGGCAUCACUAGACAACCUGAGUUCUAACCAGCAUCAAUACCAUUCAGAUGUUUCCCAAAGCCUGCAGUACAACCAAGAAAAAUCCAAAGAGAAUAUUGUCAGUUUUUCUUCAAAUAUCAGACACGGAAAAUCUAAUGUGGAAAGUGGGAAAGGUGGCUUGAACAGCUAUGGAAUGGAGCAGCGUCCACCACCACCAUAUUCAACUCAUCAGCUAUUGGCUAGUUCUUUAGCCACAGCAAACCUUGACCAACUGGAUGUACUUCUCACUUGCAAGCAGUGCGAUCAGAAUUUUAAUAACCUGGCUUCUUUUCUUGACCAUAAGCAAUACUGUGGACAGCAUACAUUUGCACAAAAUGACUUCAAAGAUAUCCAGAAAGUGGAAGAUACAAGGAAAUUUCAUGCAGAUCACACAAAGGCUAUUUCAUCUGGUACCAAUUUUGCCAUGUCACGAAGUUCAUCUGAUUUACAGAUGUCCCUGCUAGGGCUUAACAAGAAUGGGGAGAUAAUGCCUGACAGUGUAGCCAAAGUUGAUGCAAAAGAUGAUCCUAUGAAACUCAUGCUGCCAUCUGCACCACUUCCUGACUUAGAGAUGGAAGAUGCUAAGUUGGAUAGUCUCAUUACUGAGGCAUUGAAUGGCCUUGGGUAUCAGUCAGACAAUGCAGAAAUUGAUAGUAGCUUUAUUGAUGCAUUUGCAGAUGAUGAGAUCACCACUACAAAAUGCUCAUCUAGUAGACAAUCUCUAAAAACCAAGGACUCUGUGAUGCUAGAGAGUCGGCGUAAGCAUGAAUUCACAUCCAGUGAAAAAUCAUUAACACAGCAAAAGUAUACUUUUGAUGCUGACUUUGACUGCCUCACUGCUGAAAGCAAACAUGCUGAUGUUACCUACAAAGAAAAUAUCCGGGAUUCAGAUGCACAUAUAGAAGGUACCAGAGAGGAGACCUCUCUUGUGAAGAGGGAAUCCACUUUGGAGGAAUCUAACAUGUGUAAAGAGUGGGUUAAAGAGACACAAAAAUCAGAUAAGACAGCAGAUGAAAUUGAGCUUGGUCCGAGGUUUCUCUUGUCCAGAAAGUUUUCAGAAAGAGGUGGACUCAAAACGUUGCAAAGCAUCACCCCUUCAGGCAAAACACCUGCUCCUCAAUCCCCAUCUGCCACUAGAAGUCCCACACCUCAGAAGCCAAUAGUAAAGGAGAGGAAAAGAAAAAGGAUUAGUGGAGGGAGUUGGAGUAAGGAGCUCAUUCACAAAAUAGUUCAGCAGAAAAAUAAGCUUCAUAAGCUCAAUGUAAAAGGCACUAAAAACAUGCAGUUCUCACUUGUGAUGGAAAGGGUGACACCCACAGUACAGAAUCCUACGUUCAGGGAGUAUGAUUACAUCUCUGAUUCAGAUGAGGACUGUGAGCCUGUGAAGAUAUCUGGCCAGGGGCGCCUUAGUCAGAGCAUCCGUUGCAAGUACACAUAUACAAAAGAAUGUAAAGGAAGAAUAAGAGCAGACAAGAACAGGGAAAGUCCAUGGAAGCAAGACAAGAUAGAGAGCUUUGAAUUGAAGAAAGUUGGAACUGUCCCUCCACCCUCAAUAAAUGAAAUCUCUGGCCAUCAGAGGGUGCGAAGGCGAAGCAGCAGAUCUUCAACCAGCAGUGAACUCAGCACGUCUGUAAGUGUCUCUAGUGAAAGCCUCAGUAGCCCUAAAAGCAUUGAUCGCACAGAUUCAGACUGUGAAAAAAGAGUGGAGAUAAGGAAAAAAGACCAUGAUUCUUUUGAUCAGGACAGAUCUCCACAAAGAAUACUAAAAGAGUCAAGCACAUCAUUAGCUUUGACCUUCACCAAAAACACAAAACAUUAUAGCACUGAUAAGAUUCUACUCUCUGAACUCAAAGACAGUUUUACUACAUCAAAAUGUUCAAAUGUCAUCAGUACCACAGAAGAGACUGCAUCAGAGCACACCUUGACUAAAAGUACUGUCAGCCUUGCAAGAUUCAAAACUACCAGAUUAGAGGUAGAGGAAAAAACGGACCACUAUGGCUCUGAACUGCGAAUUGCUGCAAACACAGAAGAGGCCACACCACUCGGCAAAGACUACAAAGAUUAUAAACAGGCCAGCAUGCAUCUCAGAAGGACUGGCAUAACAAUAAAUUCAGUAAAGACUAAAAAUGAAAUCAAAAGAGAUCAUGCUUCAUCAAAUGGAAAAACAUUACAUAAGAACAAAGAGUCGUACCAAGAUUCAGCAUCCUCACCAGCUUCCUUUGAGAACUUUAGGAAUGAUAUUUCUGAAAUCAAAGAAACUGAAAAGACUGAUCAGAGUGACUUAUUCACUGAGCAACAAUCACUUUGCAGUUCAAUCAUGGAUGAAGAAUGUUUAUCUUCUGCUAAACUUAAUAAUGCACUUCCACAGAAAGACAGAACCUGUCUUAUGCCUUAUACAUUAGAACAUGAACAGAGUCUUAUAAAAUCACCCCUUUCAUUUGAUACAACAUCAAUGUUUGGUGACCUCACAGUUGGUGGAUUUGACAACAACCUGUACCCAGAUAUUCAACUAAACAAAGAAGGCUUCAGUCCAAUGGAGACUGCAGCUGACAAGAAAGAGUUGUUUGAAUCAUCCUUCUCACCAUUAUUAGAGCAGAGAGAUUGGAGCUUGAUGGUUGAUGUGACUCCUGAACUACCAGAUGUUAUUGCACAAGAGGAUUCAGACAUAGCAAAUGAUAAAAAGACCUGUUUUAAUCCAGUUCCUUUCACACUGACAGAGAAAAUAAUGGACUAUCAUCCAAAUCUCAAUGGUUGCCUCUCUGACGAUGAGCUUGAGAUAAAGAGAAUUGUGACAGAACUUGAGAGCCAGCUUCAGUCAGCUAAGCUCAGUAGUCCUUCUCCACUUGACAAUGAGCCACCAAAACACUUGACUAUGAGUAAGUUUUCACCAUUAAGACUGGAUGAUAAUGAAACUGAGAGUGAUCAGAGUAGCAUGAAGGUGGUUUGCACAACAGAAAGCUUAGGACUUGCAGCACCAACAGACUCACACUCAGAACUUUUCUCUGAACCUGACCUGCCAUGGUCCAGUCCAGUUCAGUUUGUUUUAAUGGGUGGACAACAGUGCCUCCACACCCCGACACACUCGACAGUGACAGACAUUCCAAUUCAUGAAACCUUAGAUGUAAAGGGAGGUGCAGAACUAAAUAUCCUGUCCACAGAGAAACCAGUGGAACUAAACAAUGAUGAAAAAUCUGACAGCAGUGCUACGAACAAAUCAGAAGAGAUGAUUGAACAAGAAAUAUACACAGAAAACCUCAAGAAAAGCCUAGAAGUGAUUUCAGAUUCUUUGUCAUCAGGGCUGGAAUCAGCUCAGUCAUCUAUUCAGCAAAUAGAAUGCAGCAAAGAGCAGGAAAAAGAUGAUGAUGAAAAGACUGGGUUCCCAAAUGAGUCUGAAAAAGUGGACUCUAGAUGUGCUGUGACAGAACUUACUGCCUGCUCUUCAGAUUUGAAUAAAACAUUGAAGGAGCCAUCCAAGCUUAUAGCAGAUGCUCUUUGUGACUCAAAUAUUGAGAGUAAUGAUGUCAGGCUGCAUGACAAGGACACACAGGUAAACGAGCUACACCCUGCAAGCACUUGUAUUUCAAUCAACAAAUCUGAAGAAUCAAAGUUUCCACCUGUUUUAUUUAAUCAUAAAACUUGUGAACCACCAGUAGAGACAGGGAAAGUUAAUACUGAGCCAGAAGUUCAGAAGUCCAAAAGAACCAAAGAUUUUUUUUCAGAGGAGUCUCCCAGCAAUCCAAAUGCCUCAACAACAUUACCAGAUGUGGUAAAAGAUGAAAGCAAAAAGGCCCUCAAACAAGUAAGCAGCCAAGCAGAAGAGAUGUUCAUAGAAACAAAUGCUACCAAAGAUUGCAAUGCCAUGCUGGAAUCUCCAUCAGUCAAUCUUUGUGCACAAGCUGAUAAAACUGAAAUUGACAAAGUGGAGAGAGCAAGAGAUAAUGAAAUGCCAGAUAAUGCUCCAGUCCUUGAGAGCAUUAAGUCUCCUCAUAGUGAAGAUGGCAAGUCAAGAGAUGACACAGAUACAGAGAGCCCUCACAAGCAAUCACAAAUGGACAAAGUGGAUCAGAGCUGUGCAGCCACAUUGAGAAUGCCAUUUUCUGAUGCACACAAUUUAUGUGACGAGAAUGCACACAUCAAUGGGAAUGACGAUCCAAAACUAGAACCUAUACCACCAAUUAUUCCAUCACCACUGGGUUCCCCAUAUGUUCCAACAAAGAGUUCAUCUUGUUGGACCAAUAUUAAUAUAAUUAAUCCUACUUUGAUUGACGAGACACUAACUUUUAAGAGUUCUGCUGAUGUGGAUAUUGCUAGGUCACUACACACGUGUGAUUCAUCAAAAACAGCUACAGAGAUAAAUCAUUCUUUUACUUCCAAUCUGAACUUUGCAGAAACAGCAGAAGGCAAAAUAUCUAGCCCUACAACAAUGUUAGCUGUGGACAGUAUCUCCAAGCAAGCUUUUUACGAGGCAAAUGAGAAAUCAGAAAUAUUGGAUGUUACCCAAAGCAAAGACCCACUGUAUGAAUUUAAAUUAAGCCCAAUGAAUUAUAGUGAAACACAUUUCAAUACCUGCAGCCUAAGUUCUGACAUUUUGAAUAAAAGUAUUGAUGUUCAGUCGAACAUUAAGUCAAGCCCUAAGGACAGCCUCAACCUCAAUGCUUGUGCACUGACUCUCAACACACAGAUGUCAUCAAAUUGUCGACUCAGUCCAAUACAUGUUCAAAAUGAGCUUGAAUUAACUACCUAUGAUCACUUGGUCAAACUAGACAUGCCAAAUUUUCAUGACGCUACAAACCCAAAUGAUAUUAAGUACUGCUGUAUUUCACCCACCAAUAAUCACCUUGCGGAACAUAGAGCGUCAGAUGAUACAGAACAACUCUCAAAACAACACCAAGAUAAUAUAAACACCUGUCAUGUUCCUCUUGAUUCUAUUGAUUACAUGGACUUAAACAUCAAUCUUCUGAGGAAGUCAGAUGCUGAGAAUGUGGAAGGUAAGAUAACUUUCAAGCUUGAUGCAUUGACUCAGAACCCUGUUAUGUCCAGUGUUCAAGAAACACCAAAUCUUAAAGAGCAAUUACCAUCAGGAUCCAUAAGUAUGACAAAGUCAAUCAUGGGACAGUGUACAAAGCUGUCAGAAGUAAAGACCUUGCCGAAAAAAGGUGGCACACAGAAUGCAGUUCAAGGGAAAUUUCAAUGUGAAAUAUGCAUGAUGUAUUUCCGAACUCUACCAGGACUUAAACGACACAAAGCCAUGAAACACACUGUUAAAACUGAAGUAAUAACAGUGCAAAACAGCCAAAGCUUUGUGCCACAUCCAGUAGAUAAGGAGCUGGAAGAUAGCAUGCGGAUCCUUGAUCCAGUGGUGUUGCUGAAUCCCAGCUCUGAUGCAACACCUGAAACACAUUGCAAUUUAGCGGCUCUAAAUUCAGUAUUUGAAGUCAAGGAAAAAGAAUUACUUGUUUCACAAAGUACAAUGGGUAAUGACAAAGAGGACAUGCCUCCAGUAAUUGAGAAGGCAAAGAAAAAUAAAGUUAAAAGAAGCAAGAGCAUGGAUGUCACCAAUGAAGGGUUCAUUCACAAAUUAGUAAAGAAGGACCCUUUCCCAGACGAAUUGCUCAGUAUUCUUAAAACAGACAUAUUACAGGCCAUUUCCCCUGAUUUUCCUACAAUGACACAACCAGAAUAUCCCAGGUCAAGUGAAAAACUGAGUACAGCUAACAGUCCCAAUUAUCAAGAAGUAAAUGUCACAGAAGACAUUCAGUGCAUAGAAAAGCAAGAGAUAACAGCUUUGCCCAAGUGCCCUGACAUGUACCACCAUGCAUCUGAAGGAGACAAUACAACAGCAAAGCCAGAGAUUUGUGCAAGCCUAAAUGCUUUAGAAAAUAAUGGACAGGCAAAUGAUUCCAUUUCUGGGGAAUAUCUUGGCCUUAAAGAAAUCUGUGAUCCAUGUGAGGAUCCUUCAGUUGCAAUUAAAAGUGAGACAAUGAGUUAUCCCACAGAUGAAAGCGCGUCCCAGUCUGAGGGUUAUAAAGAUCCACCAAUAAGCCCUAGUGGCCUGGGCACUGACCUCAAAGAUCUCUUUGAUGAUGAAAACACAUUCUCCCAAUUAUUCCCAAGGAAUGAUGAAAUGAAAAGGAAAAAGUGUCCACGUGUUUACGGUAAAAGUAACAAAAAGCAGAAACAAAUACUGAGCUUAGUUUCUGACUAUACUGGCUCAAACACAUUUUCUGCUAACAAUGAAGAGUGUAUGAAUAAAACAGACAAUGUAUUUGCUAGCAGUCUGGAAGAACAUUGUGAAUAUGAAACUAUAUCACUCGAUGAUGCUAAAAUGCUUGAGAUGUGCCAUAAGAGCACACUCAAAAGUUCUCCUCAGAAAACUUUUCCAAAAGAUGUCACAACAGAUCAUCAAGUUGGACAUGUAGACACUCAAGAGGCUAGAAUUAGUGACUUUUUAUGCCAUACAGAAGAUGCCAUUCUAAAACCUACAGUGAACUUAAAUGGAUCUGAGGACAAAAAUACAGAUGCAGGGUCAGAUGCCAAGGCAAACUGUAAAUCUGAUGAGCCUUGCCCUCUGCAGUUGGUCUGUGUUCAAGAUAAUUUGCCUCAGUACCCAAGCAUUGACAUUCAGAAGUUUAACACUACAUUUCAGCUCCCUGAAAUGACAAUUAUUGAGUCUGAAAGAGAUAUGUCUGUGGUUGAGGCCACUGUGCCCAAGAAAUCACCCAAGAAACCCACAGAAUGCCGGAAUAGAAAACGAAUUGAGACUGGACUGAAGUCCAAGGACAAGCAGUACAAAUGCAAAGUGUGUUUCACAUGGUUCCUCACAUUAGGGGAGUUGGACUUCCACAAGCUUUCUCACAAUCCUUCACCUCCUCCAACAUGUUAUAUGUGCGUCCAGCGCAAAUUUAGCUCUCGUGAGCAACUUCGAGACCAUCUGAGGGAGAAGCAUGUCAAAAAUAAAGCAGGUGUCUGGACUUGUGGCAUGUGCUUGAAGGAAAUAUCGGAUGUGUGGAUGUACAAUGAACACCUGCGUGAACAUGCCACACAGUUUGCACGAAAGGGUCAGUCUCAAAGUUCCUUGCUGGACAUGCCAGGCUGCUUCAUGCAGGAAAAUGCUGUGAAGAACUUCAUCUCUUCAAUCAUGCAACAUCAGUCAAAAAAGUCUUUGAAAGGGGAGAAUGCGAAAUUAUCUAAGGAGGAGAGGAAAGCUUCGACAGAUGUUUCUGGAGUAGAGCAAAAAUCCUCAGACACAUGUGAGCCUGAAACAAUAAAGAGCAAAGUAGUAAGUGCUGGAGGAGGAAGCAAACAUAGUAUAUUUACUCCCCUUGAAGUUCUGCCCAAAUCAGACACUACCCCAAAAACCAUUGAAAUGCAUCCCAACUGCAAAGAUCCCUCAAGGGACUGUCACCAUUGUGGCAAGCAGUUUCCAAAACCAUUUAAGCUUCAGCGACACUUGGUGGUCCACAAUUUGCAAAAGAUUUUCAUGUGUCAUAAAUGUCCAGUCUCAUAUCAGCAAGCAAAAGAGCUUAAAGAUCACCUAAAAAGUGAACAUGAGGAGGUGGAUGAACUCGAUUCAAAGCACACUACCCUGUAUACAUGUGAACUUUGUGCUGAUGUUAUGCAUGUAAUUAAGAAGUCCUUCAUCUGCAGUACCUGCAACUACACUUUCUCUAAGAAAGAACAGUUUGAUCGUCAUAUGGAGAAACACCUGGCAGGUGGUAGCAAGAUAUUUAAGUUUAGGGGAGUGAUGAGACCCUGCAAGUUCAAAGAGGAUGAUUUUGAUAUGCCAGCAAAUAAGAGGAGGAAGAUACUGCAUGCGAAUUCUCAAGAAGACAAUUUGAACAUUACCAGCAUUACAUCCGUACGCUUAAAACAAAGUACAGACAUACAGGAUCUGAAACCAGUAAUGGACAGCUCAUGUGACAGCACUGAUGAAGACAAACAGCCUACUGACACAAAUAAUACAAGUGUAAAAAUUGAGGACGUGGUAGAAGAUCUUUCUGGGGAUCUGGAAAAACUGGAGCAGCAUCAGUCCCAAAUGACUUCUACUGAAAACACCCUUAACAAAAAGAAAAUGGCCAAGGAAGAAGAUAACGAAGACUUGCACAUGACACAUGCACAUGACAUUCCAGACACAGGUACCAAAGAGGUUGGUACACAUUAUAAGGUUUCCCUGACUGAGAUCUGUGAUGUUAAAGUUGAGGAUGACUGUGGAGCAACUCAGACCACAUCAAAAUUACCAUUUUCAAAUGAGAGUAAUGUCCCUGAUAACAAGAUAAAAGAAUGCACCGCUUUGUUAAAUGCAGAUGAAAAGGACACCAAUUCAGCUCUGUGCAGUUUGCAAUUUCAUAAUCAAACAAGUAAAAUCAUGAAAAGCCAUCAAACAGAAGACCUUUUGCCUAAAGAGGAUUACAGUACUAAUAUUAUCAGACUUCCAUCACUAUCCAAUGAGACAAAUCAGCUGAGGCAGAACCAAGUAAAUGAAUCUACUGGGAAUAAAAAUGAACAAGUCAUAAACAAUAAUGGCCAGCCAAUGUGUGUCCUGGCUAAAGAAAGAACAUUGAUUAAGGCAGAGGAAAGCAUUAAGCAAUGCCCUGACAAUAGUACAAAGUCUGGCAUUGGAGUUACAGAUGCUGCAGGUGUAAAUCAUACCAGGAUUUCCCUCAGCACUUUAACAGCUGAGGACUGUGUGAAACUGAAAAAAAGGAAAGAUCUCAAGACAUUACCAAGUUUGCCAAGGACAACAUCUACUGUUACACGUGAGAAUCUUGGAAUUGACCCAAAAGUCAAAAAGAAAUUUCGGUCUAACAAAUGUGAGAGAGUGGCUGGUCAACGGAAAGGUGACAUCUCUGUAGACUAUCCUGUGCUCACAUCAGUAAAGGAUGAAAUGACCAGUAACAAAAUUGUCUCAAAGCACAAAACAGGAUCUCUGGACUUACAACCAAAGAGAGGUUCUGACAAUUUUUCACCCAAGAAAGAAGAGCUUGUCCGUCAUAUGAAUUGGGAUUGCAGAGGGAAAAAAGGUGUACCUGGUAGAGCCAUCCAUUCUGCCACCUCUAAGGUGUCAGUAACCUCUCUGAGCAAUUCAUUUAACAAAUCCCGACCCAAGCUUGGGGUCAAGUCUGUAGAGACACAAUCUUAUCAUACUGCAGAGUCACAUAACAGCCUCCUUAGCAAGCUAUUUGGCCAAAGACUCACUGGUUUUAAGAUUCCAUUAAGGAAGGACACUUCUGAAUCCAUUAACUGAGAAUAUGAUGCUACUAAGGAGGAGGGAACUACGCUAUCCACUAGUUGAUCAAGACAUUAUUUUUUUUAUGAGAAUGAGAUUGUAUGCCCCUCCUCUAAGAAUUGAUUUUUUUUAUUUUAUAAUUAGUCACUUUAUUGCCUUGUAUCUUCUUGUAAAUGUUUUCAUGUGAUGGUGAGGACAUGUGAUAAAGUUUAUAAAUAUGAAAUGAACUAGCUGGUUUGCCAGCCAACUUUUACAAAUAACUUUAUUUUCUCUACCUUGAACAUUAAGUUACAGAGUCUGUUUUUCAUGAAAAAAAGAAAAUAAUUGAAAAAAAAACAGUACUUGAAAGUUAACUGACUUUUUCCAAUUAUGCAUGACAUUCACCAUGUGUUGUAGAUGGGGUUUAUUUCAUUUUAUUUUUUUUGUAACAGUACCAAAUGAUAUUUCUUUUCUGAACAACAUCAAUGUGCCUUUUUUGUACGCUUCAUAGAAUUACGCUUUCAUACUCUCUUACCUUACUGUAUUGCAGUGACAUUCAAUGUAUUAGCUUUUGUAUAAACAUACUUGGUGCUAUAUUAUUUUGAUUUUUAUUGUAAUGUGAACACAAUUGUCCUCUAACUGAAGGGAACAUGUAGCGGAUACAUUCAUCAAAUCAUUCUUGCUGGUACUCUAUAGUUUCUUGAGGAAAUGAGAAAAAUACUGUGCAAAAAAAAAAGGGUUGAUUUGGCAAAGUUUUAAUUUGGUCUCCUCAAAAAAGGGCAUUGGAAAAUCCUUUUCUGUGACUAAAUUCACUUUAAUAUCUGUUUGAUUUGAUGAACUCAGGUGCUAACAAGGAAAACUCUUGCGCAUGAACCCCUUAUUAGGAAUUCCUCUCAUGCACUGAUGUUACUACAUACCAAAUCCACAAUCAGUUAGCUAGAUGUCAUCCAAAUGUUUUAUUAUAAUUACUAUUAUUUACUAGAACACAAAAGGUGCUUUAUCUUGUUUAUAUGUAUCUUAUAUUGUAUUAUAUUGUAGGUAGAUUAUCUUUGGUGCAAUGCAUAAUGUCAAAGUUCUAUUUUAAUAAUGUGCAACAGAUGAAGAGAAUGAGAAAAGGGAAUUGCUAAGCCUAGCAAAGGCUUAUAAGUGGUUCACAAAAUGCCUCAUAUAAAGUUGGUUAUUAAAAAUCUGCAGUCUU